CGCCGCUCGCGGCUGCAGCCCGAAGCAGCGACGUGGCAGGAGGCGGUCGGCAAAGCCCGGCGGCUGUUCCUCCUCCGCUGCGGAGGAGGUGGCGAGGGCACUGACAGUGAGGCAGCAGGAUGAAGGUGGAGUGGUGUAGUCGACUUGCCCUUUGCUCCAAGACAACCAGCCAGACCUUUCUGCUUGGAGGAGUGUUCAUUGUGUUGGGUUCGAGUCGAAUCCUCCUGAUGAAGUAUUCUGCCAAUGAAGAUAACAAGUAUGAUUAUCUUCCUACAACAGUGAACAUGUGUUCUGAAGUAGUAAAACUGGUCCUAUGUGUAGUGUUGGCAGUCUGGAAUAGGAAAAAAGAAAAGAGUUGUAUGGAUCAUUUCUCUGAAUGUUUUUCCUGGAAGAAUGUAUGCAAUUCCAUGAAAUGGUCAAUUCCUGCCUUUCUUUACUUUUUGGAUAACUUGAUUGUCUUCUAUGUACUGUCCUACCUCCAGCCAGCAAUGGCUGUACUCUUCUCAAAUUUUGUCAUUAUAACAACAGCUCUUCUCUUCAGGAUAGUGCUAAAGCGAAGACUCUCUUGGGUACAGUGGGCGUCUCUGGUGAUUUUAUUCCUGUCCAUCGUUGCCCUGACUCGAGGAACUGGAGGCCAUCCGCACAACUUGGCUGCACAUGGAUUUCAUCACAGUAUGUUUUUUGGGCCAUCUAACCACUGCCUUCUCGCUACUGGACCUGAGGAAGCAUGUGCAGAAAAGGGCAUCUGUCCAGCACCAAGUUUCUUUCACAGCUUCCAGUGGAAUGUGACCAGUACCAUGGCAGGAGCAUUGAAGCCUCUCCGCCUCAGCCUGGGCCAUUUGCUUAUUCUAGUGCAGUGUUUUGUGUCUGCCCUGGCUAACAUCUACAAUGAAAAGAUGCUGAAAGAUGUGGAUCAGCUUGGGGAAAGCAUCUUCACACAGAACAGCAAACUCUAUGCCUUUGGAGUGCUGUUCAAUGGGCUCAUGCUGGCACUGCAGGCUAAGGACCGGAGGCAGAUAGGGAACUGUGGCUUCUUUUAUGGGCACAACAUCUUCUCUGUGGCUCUUAUAUUUGUCACAGCUUUCCUGGGGCUGUCUGUAGCCUUCAUCUUGAAGUUCCGAGACAACAUGUUCCAUGUUAUGACUGCUCAGAUCAACACUGUCAUCAUCACCACUGUGUCUUUUGUCAUCUUUGACUUCAGGCCUUCUCUAGAGUUCUUUUUGGAAGCUCCUGUAGUGCUUCUCUCCAUAUUCAUUUAUAAUGCCACUAAAGCAAGAGGCUUGGAAUACGCCAGUCUGAGGGAAAGGGGAAAACUCAUCAAAGGAGAUGCAUGGGAAAGAUCAAGUGGGGAUGGAGAGGAAUUUGAGAGGUUGAACAAACCAAGCAGUGACAUCGAUACAGAUGAAGAUUCCCUCUAGCAUGAAGCUGUCUUGGAGCAGUGCUAGUGCUCACAGUGAGAGAGAGCUAAUCUUUUAUUAACAUAGGGAAGAGUUGUUUUUCCCCACUGACAGACUAUUUGGAACUGUUUUGGGGCUGGAUGUCAAAUGUGGAUGAGGACAAUAUUCAAGCUGUAUAUAUGGAAAGUUGUAUUCAUUUGUGCCUGUCUCCCAGUGUCUGGGGAAAUCAAAGUCUGGAAUGCAGCUGGUGAAUUUUACAUGCAGCUUACGUGGCCUAACUUUGAAAGAGCUUGAAUAAAACAAAAGUUUAUUAAACAUA
This is a messenger RNA of Melozone crissalis (California towhee), 1716 nucleotides long. It is a transcript of the gene SLC35A5, whose product is annotated as solute carrier family 35 member A5. Gene Ontology annotation, molecular function: pyrimidine nucleotide-sugar transmembrane transporter activity. The record is from RefSeq and is a predicted model, not a curated record. The coding region runs from base 120 to 1418 and encodes 432 amino acids. Gene Ontology annotation, biological process: pyrimidine nucleotide-sugar transmembrane transport. The transcript has 7 exons. NCBI's taxonomy places the organism in Eukaryota, Metazoa, Chordata, Aves, Passeriformes, Passerellidae. Gene Ontology annotation, cellular component: Golgi membrane.